UCCCGUCCGUCACUUCCAAUUUCAGCAUGUCUCAAGUUCGUGCUUCGCACUUGCUCAUCAAGCACCGCGGGUCCCGCCGCCCUGCGUCGCGCUUGAGUGACAACAUUACGCGCUCCAAGGAAGAAGCCAUCGAAAUGCUCCUUGCUCUCCGCGCCAAGAUCGUGUCGGGAGAAGCUCGCUUUGAAGAUUUGGCCGUGCAAUACAGCGACUGCAGCAGUGGGGUUCGUGGUGGUGACUUGGGUCCGUUUGGUCGUGGCAUGAUGCAAAAGCCAUUUGAGGAUGCCUCGUUUGGGUUGCCUGUCGGUGAACUCAGCGGCGUUGUGGACACGGAUAGCGGCGUCCACAUUAUCCUUCGCACCGCAUAAUGACGUGGCUCAACGUCGCCCUCUAAAAUUUCAAUCAAUCGAUUCAUUUGUUUGAAGCUAUUAUUCUGCCACAACAUCCCCAUGGAAAUUUAGUGUACAACCGACGACUGUCGAUGCCGACGCGGACCAAGCGAAGUGUAGUAUUCUAACCUUUCUUG
This is a messenger RNA of Aphanomyces invadans, 523 nucleotides long. RefSeq lists its product as hypothetical. Gene Ontology annotation, molecular function: peptidyl-prolyl cis-trans isomerase activity. The transcript has 4 exons. Bases 27 to 365 code for a protein of 112 amino acids. Gene Ontology annotation, cellular component: cytosol; nucleus. Lineage: Eukaryota; Oomycota; Saprolegniomycetes; Saprolegniales; Verrucalvaceae. The record is from RefSeq and is a predicted model, not a curated record.